GUGUUGCCAUAGAGACUGGAUUGUACAGCAAGGUAUAAAGGAAUCCAAAGGGAAAGCUGCUUAAGUUUCUAACUGAAGAUCAGAAACUCCCUGGAGACAGCAGAGAUAAUGGCAUUGGAUCUGGAGGAUUAUUUCCGUACUGUCUUUGAGGAACACCUCUUAAUGAAAGUGCCUGUGCGGGACAGAGGUCUGAUGAGCGGAGCCACACGGAUGAUUGAGAAACAGAGAGAGAUCAGAGAGGUGGAUAAACAGCUCCAGACACACAGAGUGGAGUUUGAGUUAAAGACGGAGAGUUUGCAAAGGCGGAGAGAUGAGGUGAAGAAGAAGGAGGAGAAACUGAAGGAGUCGCUGCUCAAAUUUGACAAAUUCCUCAAAGAAAACGACUCAAAGCGUGGUCGGGGUGAGAAGAAGGCAGAGAGAGAGAGGGAUGCUGUGCGUCAGAAGGAGGGAGAGAUAGAGAAACUGAAGGAGGAGUGUGCUGUCCUAGAGGCCUGGAGAUUGAGGCUGCAGCGCAGGGUGGAGAAGAGUGCCUUCUACUGGACCUUUCUGGAACAGGUCCUCAGACUGGCCAAGUAUGAGGAUGUGUGGGAGCUACUGGGGAGGUUUGCCACCCUGCUAUCCACCAAAGAGCAGCUGCGGCAGAGGGAGAGUGAGGUGCAGGAGCAAGCUGAUGGCCAACGGGGGGCGCUACAGAGACACACAGAGCAGCAGAGCUGCAGCAUUCUGCAGAAGAAUAACCUGUUGUCUCAGCUACAGACAGAGCUGGACCAGAUACGCUCCAACGCUCUCAGAUGGGAGAACACGUGGUAUCACAUCCAGACCACAGCGGCGAAGGAGACGCUUUUAUUGGGCCAAAUUAAAGUGGUGACCCUUAACCUCUACCACAUGAUGGGUGGGACCACAGGGCAGGAAAAGGGCGUGGCCAUCGAUGACACAGAGACACAGCUAAAGAAGAUCCAGCUCUUCAUCCAAGACCAGUCUGCCAUAGUGAACAACCUCAAACAGAGCCCUUCUCAUGCCACUACUAAAGCCAAUUUAAAGUGAACAGGUGGAGGAUGAUCUAGACAGAGGAUACUGCAGGUCUUAUUAUUGGAGAUUUCAAUCCAUGUCUUGUAUUGUUUUCACACAGAUAGUAAUGUUAUGGGCAGCACUCUGUGCAGCAGUGGUGGGAAAAGUACAUAAAAGGUACUUUAAUAGAAAAUAACUCAAGUAAAAGUGAUCAUACCAAUGUCACCCAGUAAAAAACAACUUGAGUAAAAGUCUAAAAGUAUAUGGUUGUACAUGUACUUAUAUUAAGCAAACCAGACGGCACAAUUUAUUUUAUUUUAUUUACGGAGAGCCAGGUGCACAUUCCAACAGUCAGACAUAAUUUACAAACAAACACAGUAUUUGGUUUUAGUUAGUCCGCCAGAUCAGAGUCAGUAGGGAUGACAAAGCUUUAUAUUGUUAGGUUUGUGAAUAUUCAAAAUGUAACUAGUACUUUUGGGUGCCAGGGAAAAUGUAUAGGAGUAAAAAGUACAUAUUUUCUUUAAGAAUGUAAUGGAGUAAAAGGAGUCAAAAAUAUAAAUAGUAAAGUACAGAUACCCCUAAAAACGACUUUACACCAGAGCUGUGGAGCGAACGUAGCAUGAUGACAAUAAUACUUCUGCAAUCAGUCUAGUACUGACACCUAGUGGCAACUGUAGGGAAUACUAACUAUACAUAUCAAUAGAGGGCCAAACUGUUUAGUGUUUCUCAAGCCUUGAUCAAAUGUAUCCAACAAUUGCAUGGUGCCAGUUUUCUACUAUUCUGACCAAUUUUGCAUAACAACUAUAAAUUGUUAAGUUCCAUUUAAACUGAUUCAUUAAUACAAUACUGUACAUGUUUCAAUUAAAAAUAUUUUUAAACAAUGGUU
Molecule: messenger RNA, 1894 nt
Organism: Oncorhynchus kisutch (coho salmon)
Lineage: Eukaryota; Metazoa; Chordata; Actinopteri; Salmoniformes; Salmonidae
Gene: cfap73
Product: cilia and flagella associated protein 73
Exons: 7
Coding region: 109-1044 (311 amino acids)
Source: RefSeq, a predicted model, not a curated record